Patella vulgata (common limpet) is the source of this 687-nucleotide messenger RNA. Its product is annotated as myb/SANT-like DNA-binding domain-containing protein 4. Gene Ontology annotation, cellular component: nucleus. The coding region runs from base 1 to 687 and encodes 228 amino acids. The record is from RefSeq and is a predicted model, not a curated record. NCBI's taxonomy places the organism in Eukaryota, Metazoa, Mollusca, Gastropoda, Patellidae. The transcript is spliced from 6 exons.
AUGGAAGGCGAUGGCAGGAAGAGGGCGGCUAAUUGGUCAAACGCAGAGGAGAUGGUUUUAAUCGAGGAGUGUACAAAAAGGGAGGAGACUUUAUUUGGGAAAAUAAAGGGGUGUGGUGCAUUGGGGAAAAUUUCAAAACUGAAAGAAAAUGGGUGGCAAGAGGUGGUUGAUGCUCUGAAUUCACAAUUUAUAACAAAAAAGAGGGAAAUAGUAGAGGUAAAGAAGAAGUAUCAUAAUAUAAAACAAAGAAGUAAAGAAAAACUCGACCAGAUGAAAAGGCCCAAAACAGGUGGGGGACCGAAUCCAAGCUAUACUGAUGCUGAAGACCUACUUCUAAAUACAAUGGAGGGCAGACCCCAAAUUGAAGGCCUUUCAUUUGGUAUUGAUACAGAUGAUCUACAGAUACUACCACCGACACUACCACUAACAUAUCCUAUAGAAAUAUUAUUUGAAGAACAAGCUACUGGUACAUUUAAGGAAGAUUCGGCAGAUAAAACUAGUACGAUAAUGACACCAACACCAAAAAGGCAAAAAGUUUGUAAAGGGUUAACACAGCUAGAAGAAGAAAACAUAAGAUUAGAUAAUGAAAGAAUAAAAUUAGAGAUAGAAAAAUUGAAACAACAAAGGAGAAAUUUGGAAAUAGAAUAUGAAAUUCUGUGUAUAAAAAGAAAUAAAUUAAAUGAAUGA